This is a messenger RNA of Triplophysa rosa, 1036 nucleotides long. RefSeq lists its product as uncharacterized. Bases 266 to 868 code for a protein of 200 amino acids. The record is from RefSeq and is a predicted model, not a curated record. Lineage: Eukaryota; Metazoa; Chordata; Actinopteri; Cypriniformes; Nemacheilidae. The transcript is spliced from 3 exons.
AACAAGACUGCAUGCACUCAUGCAGAGCUCACGAUCUUGAACACUCGAGCUGCUGCUUGCAAUAUAAAUAGGUUCAAAAAAACAUUCUAAUUGUCAAAAGUUUGCAGAAACUUUGAGAGAAACAACUGAAAAAAACAUACAGUAUUGCAUAACUGCACGUGAUUCAUGUGGGGUUGGCUCAGGAGAAAUAACCCCGUCUCUCUUUACCUCAGAGAAAACUCAUCUUCUAACAUCUUCAAAGAACUUUGAACUUUGCUACACCAUAAUGGUUCUCACUGUGGCACAGAAGAGCCUCGUCUUGAUCUUCCUGCUUCAUCCCUGUAUUCUAAGUGCGCAACAUGUGAACACACGAACCCUUGCAAAUAUUGUAAAAGCCUUUGAGGCCAAGUUGGGUAAAUCCGGUCAAUACGCUGUAGCCUUAAGAGUCGGGAAGGAGAAAUGUUCAGAUUCCAACUAUUCUGGUCAAGACUUAAUAACAGAAGAUGUGAAGAAUACGAUUGAGAAUAAUGAUGUUUACAAGAGCAAUAACCUCAUAGCUGCAAAAGCUCUGAAAGGUGAAAACACGCAGCAUUCGGAGUAUCGCCUGAAGAAUUAUCUGAAAAACAUCUUGAAUGCUAAAGGUGAAUGUGUGAUUUUUUUCACCGUAAAUUCACCCUGUUUGGACAGAUGUCUAGCAGAGGAAGGGAAAUAUACAAUUAAACGCAGCCUAACAAUGCUGCAAAAUUACGAGGGAGUUAAAGCCCUUGCUUUUAAAAAGGUCUGGACGCAUGAUACAAUGAAAAAUCUGAAAAAACGACUUACAGCAAUAGCACCCGAUUUGCCAUGUUAUCAGUGUGAAAAUUACAAAGCUGAAUGUGAUCGCCUGUAAGACCUGUAAGAGUCUUAGACACAUGACAAUUACAAUUUCCUUACAUGCUUGAUUUCUAUUUACUCAAUAAAAUGAAUGAAAGAUGCAUAAACUGUAAUACUUCUGCUUUGUUGACAACCUUGUUAAUGACACCAGGACUGCUUACUGCCUGACCAAAUAAAACAUUGU